This is a messenger RNA of Chanos chanos (milkfish), 1851 nucleotides long. It is a transcript of the gene rab11fip4a, whose product is annotated as RAB11 family interacting protein 4 (class II) a. The transcript is spliced from 15 exons. Gene Ontology annotation, molecular function: calcium ion binding. NCBI's taxonomy places the organism in Eukaryota, Metazoa, Chordata, Actinopteri, Gonorynchiformes, Chanidae. Gene Ontology annotation, cellular component: endocytic vesicle; cleavage furrow; midbody. The coding region runs from base 1 to 1851 and encodes 616 amino acids. The record is from RefSeq and is a predicted model, not a curated record. Gene Ontology annotation, biological process: endocytic recycling; regulation of cytokinesis.
AUGGACGGCAAUGUCUUCCCCGACCAAGAGCAGCUUCUACUCUUCUUGAAAAAGCUAAAAGAGGUCUUCGAUGUAUGUGACGAAGAUGCUGACGGCUAUAUUCGGGUCGAACACUUCGUAGACCUCGGUCUACAGUUUGGAGAAGGGGAUGAGGUGAAGAAGUUUGCCAAGUACCUGGAUCCCAAUGCGCACGGGAAAAUCAACUUCAAAGAUUUCUGCCACGGAGUGUUUGCCAUCAAAGGCUGUGAGGAGAUCCUGAAGACUGCCCUGGGAUCACAGCCGUACCAGACAGACAAUGGAUACUACUAUCAGCACGGGGAAACAGGACUGGGACCUCCAGUCAUCAUGUGUACCAGGCCGUACUCAGACUGCCCGCUGUACCCAGAGGAAGACGGGCUGGCUGGACGCGAUGCCCACGAGUCAGACAUGGACAGCGCUGUGGACAGUGGGGUGGCGUCCGAGUCUUCCGACGGAGGUCGUCAUGACGACAAGGAGGAAGGACUUGGAGGACUCUUUAUCCCUGGACACAGCUCUGGCACACUGGCUCCCUCCACCUCGACGUCUGUGAUAUCCAACGAGGAGCAGUUUGAGGACUAUGGUGAGGGGGAGGACGUGGACUUCACUCCCAGCAGCCCCUGUCCAGACGACGAAACGCGCACCAAUGGCCUCUCUGACCUCGGCUCCUCCCUCCCUUCCAGUGCCGGUCAGACUCCUCAGAAGAUAAGACAUCUGUAUGGCAGUGAGCUGUUGGAUGUGUACUGUUCCCAGUGCUGUAAAAAAGUCAACCUUCUCAUCGACCUGGAGGCCAGGCUGAAGAACCUCAAGGCAAACAGUCCUAACCGAAAGAUAUCCAGCACAGCCUUUGGGCGUCAGCUCUUCCACCACAGUAACUUCAGCAGCAGCCAAGGGAGCACGGAGGACCUGUUCCGAGACAGCAUUGACUCCUGUGAUGUCGACAUUACCGAGAAGGUGAGUUACUUGGAGAAGAAGGUAACAGAGCUAGAGAAUGACAGUCUGGCUAACGGAGAUCUGAAGUCUAAACUGAAACAGGAGAACACACAGCUCGUUCACAGGGUUCAUGAGCUGGAGGAGCAGCUGAAGGACCAGGAGGCUCGUGCGGAGCAGUGUUUGGAGGAGGAGCUGAAGAGACACAGGGAGGCGUACAGUAAAAUGGAGAGAGACAAGAGCACAGAGAUAGAGCUGCUUAGCAACAGGGUCCUGCAGUUGGAGGAUGAGAAUGGAGAGAUGAAGAUGAACGUCUGUAGGCUGAAGUCUCAGACUGAGAAACUGGACCAGGAGAAACAGCGUAUGACUGAUAAGUUGGAGGACACUAGCCUGCGUCUGAAGGAUGAGAUGGAUCUUUAUAGAAAGAUGAUGGACAAGCUCUGGCAGAAUAGACACGAGUUUCAAAAAGAAAGAGAGGCCAUGCAAGAGUUGAUUGAGGAUCUCCGUCGGGAGCUGGAGCACCUUCAGCUGUUUAAACUGGAGACAGAGCGCCCGGGCCGCGGGCGUGGUCCUGCAGGGCUGUCUGAGUACAACGCCAAGACACGCGAGAUCGAACUGGAGCACGAGGUCAAACGCCUUAAACAGGAAAACCACAAACUGCGAGACCAGAACGAUGAUCUGAAUGCACAGAUCCUCAGCCUGAGUCUGUAUGAGGCUAAGAACCUGUUUGCCUGUCACACCAAGGCCCAGUCACUGGCCGCAGAGAUAGACAAUGCCUCCAGAGACGAGCUGGUGGAGGCUCUGAAGGAACAGGAGGAGAUUAACUUCCGUCUUCGACAGUACAUGGACAAGAUCAUCUUGGCUAUCCUGGACCACAACCCUUCCAUCCUGGAGAUCAAACAUUAG